Molecule: messenger RNA, 789 nt
Organism: Grosmannia clavigera kw1407
Lineage: Eukaryota; Fungi; Ascomycota; Sordariomycetes; Ophiostomatales; Ophiostomataceae
Exons: 1
Coding region: 1-789 (262 amino acids)
Source: RefSeq, a predicted model, not a curated record
AUGACCGUUUCGACCGCCAUACUCUGUGUGGCCUUUGCCGCCGUCGCCAAUGCUGCGACAUACCCCCAGACUACUGAAAUUGACCUAGUCUUUCCGCGCAAUGCCACCUAUGCGCCGACAGAUAUGCUUCCCAUAGUCAUUGCUGUGCAAGACCCUACUCUGGCCGCGGUUCUGCAGCCGUACUUCGACAUUGAAGUGUGGUACUAUCGCACAAACAGACAACCCGCUUCAGGUCCCUUGAUCACGUUUCCUACCGUCAACUCUUCGCAAUCAGAGCCCCUCUUCCUCUAUUCGUACGUUGCCAACCUUACGGCCGGCUCUUACAAAAUCGACCUGGGCGUUACCAUCGGCAAUUGCUCAGACAACGCGAGCGUGUCCACACCUACUACCUACAACGACACCGGGUUUGGCCUCGUAUUCACUAUUGCAGACGGCGGCCAGGCUGUGGAUCUCGUCUCGGCCAGCGCCUCCGACGUGUGCGCUAACGCUUCCGACUGGAGCCUUACUUGGAAUGUGACGGCCACGCCCAAGGCAACCACUGGCGUACUGACCGGCGGUAUCAGCACGUGUGCGGUAUUGUCAGAGGAGAAGCCGUGGCCCGUAGCCAAUCCAUGCGGUGCAACCGUUGACAAGGCAGCUGCGGCAAGUAUUCUGGCUACGUUGGAGUCCUGGACCUGCGCCACAAACUGCACGAGCAGUGAUAAGAAGAGCACAGCUUCGGAUCGUCUGUGGAAAGGAACAGCCGCUGUCUGGGCAUCUGCUUUGUUGGUUGUGGUACAAUUUCUGUAA